GCAGCAGCGCGCGCCGCUCUUGGCCCCGGCCGGCCACCGUCGCCGCUGCCCCGCCGCGCCCCUGACCCGGAAGAGCAUUCUCCUUAGCAACUGCGGGACCGCCGCGGCGCCAGCCUCCCGCGAGCAACGAUAGUGACAACCAAGCGAUUCAAGGCAGGAAGAAGUCUGAGCUGAGCAGUAGAGGACCCCCUGGAUCUGGAGAGAAGAGGCAACCUUGGAACCAGUAAUGACUGACUGCAGGCUGAACCUCCGGCCCCUGGGGACCCCCAGAGGUGUGUCCUCUGUAGCUGGCCCACAUGGUGUUGGUGCUUCGCCAGGUGACAAAAAGUCGAAGAACAAGUCUGCACGAGGGAAGAAAAAGAGCGUAUUUGAAACCUACAUGUCCAAGGAGGAUGUCUCAGAAGGCUUGAAGAGAGGAACACUCAUCCAGGGUGUAUUGAGAAUUAAUCCAAAGAAGUUUCAUGAAGCCUUCAUUCCUUCCCCGGAUGGUGAUCGAGACAUUUUUAUCGAUGGGGUUGUUGCUCGUAAUAGAGCCUUGAAUGGGGAUCUGGUGGUCGUGAAGCUCCUUCCAGAGGAACAGUGGAAGGUAAUUAAACCAGAGAGCAGUGACAAAGAAACAGAAGGUGCCUAUGAAUUAGAUCUCCCUGAGGAGCUCUGUGGAAGCCAUCUCCCGCAGCAGUCCAUGAAAGGCUAUAAUGACAGUCCUGAUGUCAUUAUAGAGGCUCAGUUUGAUGACAGUGACUCAGAAGAUGGACAUAGCAGCACACAGAAUGUUCUGGUUGAUGGUGUCAAGAAACUCUCAGUUUGUGUUCAUGACAAAGGAAAGGAGGAUGCUGAUGCUCUAGUUACAAAAGAAGAAAGCACCUCCACGUCACAGGACACAAGAGCUUCACCAGAGAAAUCGCUGCAAAGAUCAGCAAAGGUGGUUUACAUCUCGGAGAAAAAACAUUCCCGAGCAGCAACUGGCUUUCUCAAACUCUUGGCUGAUAAGAACAGUGAACUGUUUAGGAAAUAUGCCCUGUUUUCUCCCUCGGACCACCGAGUGCCUAGAAUUUAUGUGCCUCUCAAGGACUGUCCCCAGGAUUUUGUGACUCGGCCUAAAGAUUAUGCCAACACACUCUUCAUCUGCCGCAUCGUGGACUGGAAGGAGGACAGCAAUUUUGCCCUGGGACAACUGGCUAAGAGUCUUGGGCAGGCUGGUGAAAUUGAACCUGAAACAGAAGGAAUACUAACAGAAUAUGGUGUGGAUUUCUCUGAUUUCUCAUCGGAAGUUCUAGACUGUCUCCCUCAAGGCCUGCCCUGGACAAUCCCACCAGAGGAAUUCAGUAAGAGAAGAGAUUUAAGGAAGGACUGUAUCUUCACCAUUGACCCAUCAACUGCCCGCGACCUCGAUGAUGCCCUCUCCUGCAAGCCACUUGCUGAUGGCAACUUUGAAGUGGGGGUUCAUAUCGCGGAUGUCAGUUACUUUGUUCCCGAGGGAUCCCCUCUGGAUAAAGUAGCUGCUGAGAGAGCUACAAGUGUCUACUUGGUUCAGAAGGUUGUCCCCAUGCUUCCCAGGCUGCUGUGUGAGGAGCUGUGCAGCCUCCAUCCCAUGUCUGACAAGCUGACCUUCUCUGUGAUCUGGACACUAACCCCAGAGGGCAAGAUCCUUGGUGAAUGGUUUGGUCGGACCAUCAUUCGCUCCUGUACAAAACUGAGCUACGAGCAUGCACAGAGCAUGAUUGAAAGCCCAACCGAGAAAAUCCCUGAGGAGGAGCUGCCCCCCAUCUCCCCCGAGCACACCAGCGAGGAGGUACACCGGGCUGUCUUGAAUCUCCACAAAAUUGCAAAGGAGUUACGCAAACAACGGUUUGUGGACGGCGCACUACGUCUGGAUCAACUAAAGCUUGCUUUCACUCUGGAUCACGAGACUGGAUUGCCCCAAGGAUGCCACAUCUAUGAGUACCGUGACAGCAACAACCUUGAUGCCCUGCUCAAGGGGAGCUGCUCCCCAGCAGCAGAGAGGACAAGAGUGUCUUUGGAGAGGCUCGUGGAGGAGUUCAUGCUCCUGGCCAACAUGGCAGUGGCCCACAAGACACACCGCACCUUCCCUGAGCGUGCCCUGCUGCGCCGGCACCCCCCACCCCAGACCAAGAUGCUCAACGACCUCAUGGAAUUCUGUGACCAGAUGGGGCUGCCCAUGGACUUCAGCUCUGCCGGGGCCCUCAAUAAAAGUCUGACCGAAACAUUUGGAGAUGACAAGUACUCACUGGCCCGGAAGGAGGUGCUCACCAACAUGUGCUCUCGGCCCAUGCAGAUGGCACUGUACUUCUGCUCGGGGGUGCUGCAGGACCAGGCACAGUUCCGGCACUACGCCCUCAACGUGCCGCUCUACACCCACUUCACCUCUCCCAUCCGCCGUUUCGCUGACGUCCUGGUGCACCGCCUCCUGGCCGCCGCGCUUGGCUACAGGGAGCUGCCAGACAUGGAGCCCGACACCCUGCAAAAGCAGGCUGACCACUGCAAUGACCGCCGCAUGGCGUCCAAGCGCGUCCAGGAGCUCAGCACCGGCCUCUUCUUUGCCAUCCUGGUUAAGGAAAGUGGCCCCCUGGAGUCAGAAGCCAUGGUGCUCGGCGUCCUGAACCAAGCCUUCGAUGUGCUGGUGCUGCGCUACGGGGUGCAGAAGCGUAUCUACUGUAACGCACUGCCCCUGCGGUCCCACCACUUCCAGAGGGUGGGUAAGAAGCCGGAGCUCACACUUGUCUGGGAGCCUGAGGACAUGGAGCAGGAGCCAGUGCGGCAGGGCCUCAGCUCCCGAGCAGGCGCAGCUGACGACAGGCAAACAGGGUUGUCACCAUCUUCAGCCUGGUGGAGGUGGUACUGCAGGCGGAGACCACGGCCCUCAAGUACAGCGCCAUCCUGAAGCGGCCGGGCACCGAGGGCCUCCUGGGCCUACAGCACCACGAGGAACGUGCUGACAGUGGCCAGCUGGACUGAAGCCCCCCGGCCAGCCACACCCACCCCCACACCCACCCCACCCACUGGCUUUUAGGGAUAGGACCUUUUGACACCAAAGGGGAUUUUUAAUUUGGUUUUUAACAACUCAGGGUUUUGUUUUUAUUUCUUCAUUCUAUUUUAUUUUUGCAGCUCAGUUUUUAAAUAGACUGGAGAGGAGAGAGUGGGGCUGGAUGGAAGGCUGAGGCCUGGCCAGUGCUUGACCGGAACGGGACAGGACCCGGUCCUCCUGGGAGGCCAGCCCCACUUCAGCCAGGCCGCCCACUGCCUUCCCCUGCCCAGGAAACCGGGGGAUUUUCAGCAAAUCAGUGUCAUGGAAUAAAAUCAAGUGUGAAUUACUGUUUGGCGUGUGGGGCACCACUGGGAGGCCAGGGCAGCAGGGUGCCCCAGGACCCAGGACGAGGGACCCGGCUCAGGCUCCAACCCCUCACAGCUGAGCUGGGGUCACCACCCUCCGGAACCUCUCUGUCAGUUCCAGGAUGAUUCACAGAGCUGGCCACAUGUCAGAUUGAGGCCGGUGCCUCAUUCUGGCUGAUUAGAAACAUAAUUAGUAUGCAAGACAGCAAGCUCACCCAUCGCCCUCCUCAAGUGACUGUGUCUGCCCCCACUGCACCAUUUCUUGCCUGCCUGCUAGCCUCAGGAGGGGGGCCAUGGGUCCUGUGACUCUCCCUCCCCUAGGUCCUGGGCCGGGGCUCUGAGUAGCCCUGUCCACACCCCGUGGUUCGAGCUGGUACCUUCGCACCUCCAGUGCCAGCCUUCGCACCUCCACUGGCAGCCCUGAGGGAGCAGAGGGGCAGAGGGGACCUAGGCCUGCAGAGAAGAGGAGGGCCCUCAAACUGGCCUUCCCAACCAAGGUGCCUGGGGGCCCUGGCCUGGUCUAGUCACCCGCCCUGCAUCAUCCUGAGCACCCACCGAUUGCACCAUCCUGGGGACCGGGACCAAGAUGGAAGGCCGCUGGGUCGUGCCUUCUCCCCAGCUGGCCUGACCACAGCCUGCACUCCUUCCCCUCCUAACUAGGGAGCCACAGGUCAAACUGUGGGUGAAACUAGGGUGAAAACCAUGGUGACCCCGGCCUUGGGUCCACCGUGCUAUUUCCUUAGGCGUCAGCACUAACGAGCCCAUUGGAUCUGGUUGCAAUGAAUUCUCUUCAAAGAAAAAUCCAAUACGGUACCUUGUAGGAGGGCCUCUCGGGGACCAGAGGACCGAUGGUGUGGCUGCCUUUGUCCACCACCGACAGGCCAGGGCUCGUCCUCUGCCGGGCCCCAGCUGGGUGUGGGAGGGGAAUGGAGGACGCGCCACCGUCCUGCCUUCAGCUACUUUCUCCUCCUCCAGCGCCUCAGCCAGCCUUCCAAUGUCCGUCUCACCACCCUCAGGAUGUCCCUGAGGCCACCACCCCCACACCCCCCGUUCCGUCCCCACAGCCUCCUCCUGCAACCAAGGAUCUGAAGGGAAGAAGAGGUGAGAGGGUCUGGUGGUUUGAUAUUUGGAUGAGAUUUCUGGGUGUUUCCUGUCCUAGGCAGCCCAACAGAGCCCAAGGGCAAGACAUCCCAACCCUGACUCCGUCCCCUCAACUUCCUACCCUCUGAGGAGGAGCAGCCCUGUCCUGUCCUGGUGCUGUCCCCUGACAGCCUCCCUCAGAGCCUGGGAGCUGAGGGCAGAGCAGGGGCCCCUGGGGAGUGACACCUGUCAGGGAGGCCACAUGUCAGAGCACCUGGGCUCCCUCUUGAGCAGCAUGGACUCAGCCCGGACCCCUGUCCUUACUGCCCCAGCGCCCCCUGAGCCCUGGUGAGGCAUAGCCAGCUCGGUCAGCAAGGACUUGCUUGGAUGGCAGAGGUGGGUCUCACCCUGAUGCACCCUAGAGCCAUGGGGGCCAUGGCAACCCCAGCCCACCCCUGCAUCAUCAGAAACUGCACCCAGAGAGGAGGCAGGCUUCUGGCCAAGGAGACAGCAAGCCUGCCCAGCCAGGACCAGGAAUCAGGCACCUGCCCUCCACUGCACCCCGCCACCGGUAGGCCCAAAGGAGGCGGCCCAGCACUCUCCCCAAGGUAGCCGGGUCCGUCUUCAUCCCCUGUCCCAGCACACCUGGCUUUGACGGAGGUCCCCUGAGGGAGCCAGCCCCUCCUGUGUCCCCACGUGAUGGAGCUAUGACAAAAGGAAGACGAGACACAAAACCUCAUCAUAAAGGAAGACAUCCCUCCGGCCGCUCCAGAGCCGCUGCACACCGGUACAGACAAGCCCAGGGCCCAGAGCGGGGCUCUGCCUUCCUCAAGGGGCCACCGCAGAUCACCACGGCAGAGGGAACCGUAGAUGCAAACGACGUCACGGCACGACGAGGCUCUAGCUUAGCUCCAGGGCUAGAGAGUGUAUUCCCAGCCCUGAAGGGACAGUGGCCAGAAGAUGAUGCACCGGCCCCUCGGGGGUGAAGGAACUGAGGCUCCAAGGUAUUUGCCUCACCACGAGGUCGCCAGGAUCAGAGAGUGCCGAGAGCUCACGCAAGAAGAUGCUGGAACAGUAGAUCGCGUGGACCCUGAGCUGGCCAGAGAACUCACGGUUUCUAACCAGGGCUGCUCCUUCACUCCUUUGUUUAACAGGGGGAGCCCGCGAUGCUCUGUGCUCUAGGCCGCUGUCCAGAGGGGGAGUGGUGAUGGCGGGAAGGUGAAGGCCCAGAGGGAGGUGGCGCGGGGCAGAGCCCAGGGGGCAGCCUGAUGGCUCUGUGCAGGCCGGGCCCUGAGGCCCGGGGCUGUGUGGGCCGCAGAGGGGGCGGGAAGCCAGAGCACAGGUGCGGAGGGAGCCAGGAGAGCCGGGGGCUGGCGUGAGGAGGACUUUCCUUGCUGGGGCAGAACAGAUGAGGGUGCAGGCCAUCGUCCCCAGGCUUCAUGCUGAGGACAGGCCCCGAGGGGCCUCAGGACAGAGACUGGGCAGGGGUGGAGGGUCUGGGUGCAGCAACAGGAGUGGGCGGGGGCCUGGGCAUCCUAGGUCCUGAAGCGCAGGGGAGAGUGGGGCUCUGGGCGGGGGGGUCCUCAGCACUCAGCCCAGGUUAAAAGCCUGGGAAGGCUCAGGACUGAAAAUCUGGAAUCAGGAAGAUGAGAAAGAGGUGGAAAGAGGAGCCCGAGAAGGGUCCUGAGGCCCCAGGGGGACUCCUGUCUUUUGAUUUCAAAGGAGAGAAACCCAGUAUGAAGUGGCUCUGGGAGGAAGGGAGCUGGCAGGAAGGCCGGAGAGAAUACCGGAGGGUGAGAAGGCCGCCUUGGGGGGCAGGGAGGCACCAGGCCUCCGGGUCACCGGGGGUGGCCCUGUGCCCUUUCUGCUUCAUUUCCUCCUGGUGCAGGUCACUUCCUCCAUGGUGACCUUCUGGAAGCGUGUAUCUUCUGUAUCUUGCAGCCCACCCUCCUGGAGAGAGACUGACAGCCUCUCCCCGCUGCAGUCAGAGAGACCCCAGGAAAGAAUGGGGCGGCUGCCCAGCCCUGGCCCAUCAGGGAGCAGAAUGGAAGCUCUUGGGGUCCCUGGCAGUUGGGAGGGAUGGACAAGAGGACGGGGAGCAGGUCCCAGGAGGCGAGGCCACCACUGCGGCCGCUGCGAGCACAGGGCACUGACGGGCCACACGGCAGGAAGCAGGAGUCCAGGUUGGAGGGGCCGUGACAAUCCAGGUGAGAUGAAGGCCUGAGAGGGAACAGAUCCAAGAUGUUGGGACAGAGCAGGCGCGGGCAGGUGCUGGAGUCCCCGGCAAGGGUGGGCCCCCGACAGAGGCGGCGGGGAGAGCGCCCCGGGGUGGGGGGUGCAAAGGACAGAGCAGAGGAGGGCUGGGGACAGCAAGGCCAGAGUCGGACUCCUGGGGACAAGAGAGCCUCAGAUGCCGCUGCUGGGAGGUGAGAGCACGAGGCGCGGCGUGCGGAGGGUUGGGACUGCACGGGGCGAGCAGCCGUCUUCACGAGGCCGAGGCCGAGAAACAGCCCAAGUGCCGGCAGCCGGGGAAGGGAUGGUACAUACGCACGGUGACACGACCCUGCCGGUGUGGCAACACGGGUGAAGCUGGGGGACGUCCUGCCAGGUGAAGGGAGCCCGGCGGGAGACAGCGCAUGUGCUCGCUCGUGGCCGGGCCCUCCAGUGAUCGGACUCAUGAAAGCAGCGGAGAGAGCUGGUCUCCAGGCCAGGGCAGGGAGCAAGGUGGGGACAUGUACACAGCUUCAGUUGUAAGAUGGACACGUUCUGGGGACUCUCGUGUACAGUGGCCGUGGAGUUAACAAUACCGUGUCGUGGACUUGAAAGCCGCCAAGCGGGUAGCUCUUGAGUGUUCUCGCCACAAAAAGAAAACGGUCACCCUGAGGUGAUAGAUAUGUUAACCCGCUUGAUUGUGGUGAUCAUUUCGCCAUAUGUACAUAUGUCAGCACAUCAAGUUGUACUUCCCGGGUAUGUACAAUUCCUAUUUGUGAAUUAUACCUCAGCGAAGCUGCUAAAUAAACAGAUAAAUACAAA
Molecule: messenger RNA, 7464 nt
Organism: Canis lupus familiaris (dog)
Lineage: Eukaryota; Metazoa; Chordata; Mammalia; Carnivora; Canidae
Gene: DIS3L2
Product: DIS3 like 3'-5' exoribonuclease 2
Exons: 23
Coding region: 227-2902 (891 amino acids)
Biological process (GO): miRNA catabolic process
Cellular component (GO): P-body; exosome (RNase complex)
Molecular function (GO): 3'-5'-RNA exonuclease activity; RNA binding
Source: RefSeq, a predicted model, not a curated record